AAUUUCAUCAUAAUCUAAUUCUAAAAAUUGUGGAUUUGAGCGCUCCCAAUUUUUCCUUCGCUUUCUCUCUCUCUCUCUCUGUUCUUCAACAUCGUGUUUAGAUCCGUCCCUCCCAUCCUUGAAGGAUGCCGUCUUUGACCCUUCUUCGUUGCAUCUAUCAAACAAAUUAGGGUUCCGAUCUGUUACCUGUUGUGUCCGUUUAAAAAAAAAAAUUUCUUUGCCUCAAAAUUUCAUCUUCAAAAAAAGAGAGAGAGAGAGAGUUUUCGAUUUUCCUUGAUUUUGCUUGAGAUUUAUGUUCUAAUCUGAAAUUCAUUACCUUAAAGAUUUGCUAUAUCGGUUCGAUUUCCAUUACGAUUGCUUGAUUUUGUAUCGGAUUUGGGGUUAAACCCAAGCUUGCGUGUUUUUACAUUAAAUCAGUAACCGUCGGCUCAAACUCUACCCCUCUUUCUAUCUGGAAAAUUUUUACAUUAAAACAAACGGAGCUCGAAAGUUAAAAAUUGACAUUCCAUUGAGUUUAAAUUUGAAAGUUUGGCUCAACUCACCGAUUACACCCGCUUAAAUGAAGUAGAGGCCCUUAUUACAUCAAUACAUCUGUGUGUGUUUUUUCCGCUUCCUCCUUUCUUUUGGCCCUUUAUUUUUUAUUUUUCUCUAAAAGCCUCACCUACAGCUUACUCCGUUCCCUGACAUUUUCACUUAAAAUUACACUGAAAAAGCUCACAUGUUCCCCAAACUUCAUCUAUUACUCAGGUUUCGAUUCCUUGUCUCCGCAUCGAACCGCCACUUUACACGGUCAAACUCUGUUUUUCGAAUUACCGCCACCUAUUCGACGAUAUGCCCAAACCAAGUUGAAAGCCCGAAUGAAGAAGCUAUAGAGCAUCCGAGAGACUCCAUCAAGAUUUUCAAGCAAUGGGGUUGCUGUGAAAACGAUUUGUUGAAGAUCUUUUCACGCCAACCUUCUUUGCGCAACGCUCAAGCUACUCCCCUUUUAUCCAAACUCAACUUGCUGAGUAGCUUGGGACUCACCGGUUCCGACAUUGUCAAGAUGGUCAAUUGUCGCCCUCGUUUCUUUUGUUCUCGUAUCAAUAAUUGCUUCGACGAGCGGAUUGAGCUCCUCGUUAACCUGUUUGGAUCGCGAGAAAUGCUUCGUAAAGCACUUGUUAGGAACCCUUCACUCUUGACCUAUGAUUUUCACAAUACCAUGAAACCAGUCAUUGCAUUGUACGAAGAGAUUGGCAUUAGUGGAAAUGAUUUGAUUGCUAUGCUCAUCUCACGUCCCACAUUGAUCCCAAGGACUUCUUUCAAUGAGGAGAAGAUGGAAUACACAAAGAAAACAGGGGUUUCAAAAGGUUCCAAAAUGUACAAGUACGUAGUUUCACUCAUCGGAAUAUCGCGGAUCGAGACUAUACGUGAAAAGGUGACUAACUUGGAGAAAUUCGGGUGUUCAGAGGAAGAGAUUUGGAGUUUGUUGGGACGUUCUCCUCUUAUUUUGACACUCUCGGUUGAUAAGGUUCAAAGGAACAUGACAUUUGUUUUGGGAACCAUGAAGCUGUCUCCAAGAGUGGUGCUUGAGCAUCCGUUUUUGUUGUUCAGCAACCUCGAAGCCGUAUUGAAACCGCGGAUAUCGUGGGCUCGGAAACUAAAGGAAAUGGAGAUUGAUCCGCAGAUUAAAGGAUCCAUCAUGUUGACGGCAUUGAGGAUGACGGAAAAUCGAUUCUUGAAUGUGUUUAUUAAAUGCCAUCCAGAAGAUGUUGCAAAUGAACUGUUGGAGUUCUAUAAACAUGCCAAAGGUCUCAAGCCAUUGGCCGAAUCAUCGAAAAAAAUACUGCGUAAAGGAUUUCCAUUUUGAACAUUUUCGUUUGUUUGUUUGGUGCUGUCUUCGUUUUCUUUUUGUUCAUUCAUGUCAAGGGAUAUUUCGAUUAAAAUUUCAGAUUUAUAACUUUUAUUCUCAAAGGGAUAGUGUGAGACUCAAAAUUUUGGGAUAUAAAAAGGGAUGCCUCUUCGUGUUUCAUUGUUCUCUCCCUGCCUAUAUCCCUUGUACUCCCCGUGAUGAAGAGUUGAAUUUUUUUCUAUGUAUGAUGGCUGGAGGGAAUAUAGAUUAUGAAACUCUACCAUUAUUAACUUUGUAGGCUAAAUUGGCACCAUUGUUGUGGUACAACUAGAAAGAUAUGGGUUAAAGCAUGUUUAAAGGCGUAUUUUCUUUUUAUUUAAGGGUUUAAAGGAGAUUAUGAUUUGUGAACAAUAAUUUUUUAAGGUAAAUCUAAUUUUGUAUAUUUCGACCCAUGAAUAUUUUUAUCCUUGAGAUAAA
Gossypium arboreum is the source of this 2305-nucleotide messenger RNA. RefSeq names its product transcription termination factor MTERF9, chloroplastic-like. The transcript has a single exon. Gene Ontology annotation, biological process: chloroplast organization; regulation of DNA-templated transcription. The record is from RefSeq and is a predicted model, not a curated record. NCBI's taxonomy places the organism in Eukaryota, Viridiplantae, Streptophyta, Magnoliopsida, Malvales, Malvaceae. Gene Ontology annotation, cellular component: chloroplast. Gene Ontology annotation, molecular function: double-stranded DNA binding. Bases 719 to 1846 code for a protein of 375 amino acids.